Molecule: messenger RNA, 300 nt
Organism: Aspergillus mulundensis
Lineage: Eukaryota; Fungi; Ascomycota; Eurotiomycetes; Eurotiales; Aspergillaceae
Product: cytidine deaminase
Exons: 2
Coding region: 1-300 (99 amino acids)
Cellular component (GO): cytosol
Molecular function (GO): zinc ion binding; cytidine deaminase activity
Source: RefSeq, a predicted model, not a curated record
AUGGCCACUCUCACUGCGCAAGAAAUAGAGCUCCUUUCCUCAAAGGCCAACGCCGCCAAAGAAGCAGCCUACUGCCCCUACUCGAAAUUUCGGGUUGGUGCGGCUCUCCUUACCGAGUCGGGAGAGUACUUUACUGGGGCCAAUGUUGAAAAUGCCUCAUACCCUGUCGGCACAUGUGCUGAGCGGGUUGCUUUUGGGACCGCUGUUGUAUGUUCCAGCUCCCCUCAAGAUCCAGGAGAUUCGGCAGCUCAUGUUAUUACGCAUACAAUCGCCUCCUUGUUCUGGCCCUUGAGUUACUAA